Phycodurus eques (leafy seadragon) is the source of this 5581-nucleotide messenger RNA. Its product is annotated as transcription factor 7-like 1. The coding region runs from base 2009 to 2917 and encodes 302 amino acids. Gene Ontology annotation, cellular component: beta-catenin-TCF complex; catenin-TCF7L2 complex. The transcript is spliced from 9 exons. Gene Ontology annotation, molecular function: DNA-binding transcription factor activity, RNA polymerase II-specific; RNA polymerase II cis-regulatory region sequence-specific DNA binding. The record is from RefSeq and is a predicted model, not a curated record. Gene Ontology annotation, biological process: regulation of transcription by RNA polymerase II; canonical Wnt signaling pathway. Lineage: Eukaryota; Metazoa; Chordata; Actinopteri; Syngnathiformes; Syngnathidae.
UCGAGAAUUACAUUUUUUUUAAAAAAAUGUUUACAUAAUAUAUAUCCAUCCAACACAUAUCUCAAAAUUUCUUGAAACCGAAAACAAAUGUACCUUCUGCAAAACUGAACCUGAAAGUGUAACUAAUUUUUGUUAUGGUUGCUCAUAUAAUAAUACUUUUUGGAAAGAACUUGAAAACUACACGCAUGUGCGAAGCAGCAUACGUAUAGAAUUAACAUUGAAGGGAAUAACUUCACUUAUUUUGAGCUUUUAUUUAUUUUAUUUUUUUACCUCUCUCGUAUCUUAAUAUUGCUUUUAAUAACUUAAUUGUCUUUUAUGGACUGGAACGGCUGAGUUUUGUUAUUUGUAUUUUACGAAAUUUCAACAAGUCUUUGAAAAAAAAAAAAAAGGAAAAAAAAGACACAGCAGGGUCGAACGUCAUUGACGGUCAAUAGUGUCACUCUUUCAUUACUGGAACGUAAACAGUCGUACGACCUUUUUACGCAUGGUUUAGUCACGUCAUAAAAGACCAACGUUAUUCAUCGCAAACUACCUUCAUUUAUGCAGGUAGACCAAGCGUGAUGAAACAUCAGCACUAUAAUGUAAAAAGAAAGCGCGAUAAAUAACUACACUAUAUAAAAGUGUUUUUUUGUUUUUUUCCCCUGUGUAAACUGAAUCGUCGCGUCAACUUGCUACGUGAAACUUGACGAAGCUAUCCGCCAUCAUGGCUCAGAGUGUAAUAGAGCGCAGCGUUGAAACUUGGACCAACAUGGCCGCCGUCGCGGUUCGAUGUAGACGGCACCGGGUGAAACUGGACCAGCGCAUCCGCCAUUAUGGCUCAGGGUUUACCAGCGGUGGUGGUUGCCAAAUGUAAUAAUAAUAAUAUAAUAAUACAUUGUUCAGUUAUAGACGUACAUUAUUCAAUUAUACACGUACUUGUUUGAUGAACGUUUGCACUUUUAAAAUAUCAACUUUGACUAACGUUUGUUUAUUAGAAGCUGCUAAGCGAGCAUCCGCAUCAACACGGAUGCAAAUGUGAUAAAUGUUAGAUUCCGACAUGUUUCAGGCUAUAAAUGUUAGAAUCCGACAUGUUUCAGGCAAUUGACGACACAAGUCAAAGUGCCGUGGGCGAAAAGAGGAGCCGAACAUGUUAGGUGCCGAGUUUAAAGUAAACGCCAGAAGCAAAGCUAGUGGGAUUAACAAUGUGUUAGCCGCACAGGGGUGUCAAACUCUUUUUUUUUUUUGUCACGGGCCAAAUUGUACUCAGGUUCCCCUCCCUCAGAGGGCCAUUAUGAUUUUGAAACCAUACAAAUGUUUAAUCGCCACAUUAUAUCACAUACACACAACAAAUGUUAGUCAUGCUAGUUUUGAAAUCAGAAGUAAAGGAUAACAGUUUGUUCAACUAUUGAAGUUACUGUUCGAAAAAGGGUAAAAAGGGGUUUGGUAACAAAAAAUAUGCUUGUAAUAUCUCAACAUUAACAAUUUGAAAUUUUGGUCCAAGUUUUUGUAAGAAUCACGGAAGUUGACACACGAUUUGCCUUCGAGGGCCACAUGAAAUGAUGGGGUGGGCUGGAUCUGGCCCCCGGGCCUUGGGUUUGACACAUGUGAGUUAGCAGCUAGCACCUUAGCCACCAGAGAGCUGUCACUUCCAAUUUGUUAAAAUUAAUUUCAAACUUUGCUGUGCGCUCACAGGGUCAAAUGGCGUGUUGUAGCGCACCGGCUGUCCGUAAAUCUACAAUUCGGAGCUGUAAUCCCGAUCAAAUUCAAAUGGGGCACUCUUUUAACCUAAAGGUUAGGCGACGUAACAAAGCGCUGCCUUUGAUGACUUUCAUGCCGCUUCUCGGGCUCAUUUUAUCCCGCGGCUUCUGGGUGGACGCCCCACGCCAGGAAGAUUUCCACACACUUCGCCGGUUCAGGCACCUUGGUGAGCAAACAGCUGGUGAGUAUAACAGCAGAUGCAAUAUCUCCCCCGGCAUUCUACAAAUUCUACGACGACUACUCAUUUUGAAGGAGAUUUAAGGCGAACAGCAUGGAGCACCGUCAGCAGCUGCCCACCGACGAGGACAACAAGUGGGACAAGCUGCUGGACAACAUCCUGAAGUCGGCCGACACCAUCCUGUGGGGCACCACGCCUACUCGUCUUCUGCCCGCUGCUACGGUAGCGACCGAGCCCAAAGGGGCCUUGGAAUUGCCCCCCCUGGCGAACGACGGAGAGCACAUUGAGCCGCUGAUGGACGGGCAGCCCUCGGAUAUGGACGACGAGCUGUCGAAUGUUCUGGACGACUUUUGGUUGCCCGACUAUCUGGGCGGUCAACCGGGCUCUAUCCACAUCCAGGACCAGGACGACAACGCCAUGAUGAUGCCGGUGUACGAAGGUGUGAACCAGGCUCCUCCUCCUGUAAGGCUCAAUGACGAGGUAACAUGUGGGGCAGCGGCGGCGGCGGGGGCGUCGUCCUCCUCUGACUCCACUGAACCUCCGAUGGACGCCUCACAGAUGAUGCAGCAGGAAGGGGAUCGGCCGUACAUCAAGAAGCCGCCCAAUGCCUUCAUGCUGUUCCGCAAAGAGCAAAGUCCCACCGUGGUCUCCCAGUUCAACAUCACCAACUCUGCGGUGGUCAAUAAAAUCCUGGGAAAGAUGUGGAAGUCGCUGCCAAAGAAGCUGCAGGCCAAGUACUACCAGCAGGCCGAAGAGCACAAAGUCCUCCACAGCCUGCAGCAUCCAGAAUGGUCCUGCACGGAAAACUACGGCAAAAAGAGGAAGCGCGAUCGCAGCAGGCACAGCGCCUGCGUCUCAAAAUCCCUGGAGGACGUCGCCCCGGGGGUGGAAUGUUGCUGCGCCGCCAUGGGCGACGCCCCUGGCCAGGACGCGCCGUGCCAUCAAUACCACAAGAGCGACGUGGGGGACACGCACACGUACGCGCAAACGCGUGGCUGCUGACGCCACCACGGAUUGGGUAUGCGCUCCUCCCGGCCCUAACACUAGGACAAGGCAAGGCGCAGGUCAGGAGGAGGACACUCGCGUCCGAGACAUUCACGAGUGGCGCUGGAACGCGAGACAACGGUGACGGACACGAUGUCUUCACCGCAAACGUGGUGGCCUCUGCGGGAACAAAGCAAUGAAGGAUUGAAUAAAAAUAUUUUCAUAGGCCACUCAAUUACCUUUUCAUUACCGGAAGCACACCCAACAUUUCAAACCAAUGUUUUACAAGGCAGGAAUUUUUGCUUUUUGUUUUUGGAGAUUGUAUCAAAGAUAAAUUCAAAAUAUACUUUUUUCCUGCAAAAUAUAUCUUCUAUAAAAAUACAUCAAAUUAUUUUUUAAAAGAAAUAUCAAGGUUUUCUUUUAAAAAGUACCAAGUUGUAUACUUUUGAUACAUAUUUGAGAAAAAAAUAUGCUUUUUUUAAAAAAAAAAAAAAAUCAAAGGCAAACAAAGUAGUAUGUAGUUGAGGAAAGCAAUUCAAAUAAUUCUGGAAAAUAUUUUUUUUACUCAAAAAGUAUCAACAAAAUGUUCUAAACUUACUUUUUUCUUAAGACUUAUGAAGUAUGAUUUGGAGGAAAAGUGUUUAACUAAAGAAAUACGUGAAUUUUCUCAAAAAUACACAAAAUUUGGAUUUUUCUGGAUGGUUAUCAACUUUUUGAAAAAAUACAACUCCAGGAUCUACUUCUUAAAAAUGUUUUCCAUAAAAAAAAAAUGUAAAAAAAAAUCUUCUCCCAAAAGUAUAUUUUUCAGAGAAAAUGUGUCAAAAGAUUUUCAGGUCUGGACUGCAACACACAACUUUUUCAUGAAAAUAUAUAAAAACUUUUUCUCAGAAAUAUCAGACUUUUACAACUUUUUUCUCAAACACAGCAUUUUUCUGGACAAUAUUUACCUUUUUCUUUCGAUGAGUCAAAACACUAUUUUCUACACACACGGUUCAUACACGUUUGCGAUUGCAAAAUUCCCUACUAUCCAGCUAUUUUCCUGACUUCACUAAAAAAAAAUUAUAAUUUUGUGAAAUCUGUAAACAGGUUUGUCAUUCUGAUUCUUCCAUUAUGUCGCCAAAUUUUCAGAUCGUGAGGUAAUGGAGCUCACGAGAUGAGAUGCAGAGAUGCUUCUUCCUACACGACUAACUCCUCCCACCGACCCUGUGUUGACGGCAACCAUUUCAGACGAAGUGUGCAUUUAAGCCUGUUUUGAAACACACUUGAUACCCUAACCCCGUUUUGAAAGCCUAAUUUGAAGCCAUAACCCUACUUUGAAACCCCAACAAUGUUCUAAAACCUAACCCCAUUUUGAAACCUGACUUUGAUACCCUAAACCUGUUUUGAAACCGUAAUUUGAAACCUUAACCCCGUUGUGAAACCCUACUUUGAAACCGUGCCCAGUUUUGAAACCCUACUUUGAAACCACAACAAUGUUUGAAAUCCUAACCCCAUUUUGAAACCCGACUUUGAUACCCUAACCCUGUUUUGAAACCCUAAUUUGAAACCUUAACCCCGUUGUGAAACCUUAUUUUGAAACCAUAACCCUGUUUUGAAACCCUUUGAAACCGUACCCUGUUUUGAAACCCCAACAAUGUUGGAAACCCUAACCCCACUUUGAAACCAUACUUUUAUACCAUAACCCCAUUUUGAAACCCUAAUUAGAAGCCAUAACCCUGGUUUUGAAACACUACUUUGAAACCGUACCCUGUUUUGAAACCCUACUUUGAAACCCCAACAUUGUUUGAAACCCUAACCCAAUUUUGAAACCCGACUUUGAUGCCCUAACCCCAUUGUGAAACCCGAUUUUGAAACCGCAACCCUGUUUUGAAACCCUUCUUUGAAGCCCUACCCUGUUUUGAAACCCUACUUUGAAACACCAACAAUGUUUGAAACCUAACCCCGUUUUGAAACCCUAAUUUGAAGCCAUAACCCUGUUUUGAAACUCUACUUUGAAACCGUACCCUGUUUUGAAACCAUACUUUGAAACCCUAACCCCAUUUUGAAACUUGACUUUGAAACCCUGACCCUGUAGGACUUGUGAGGAUACUUUGGCAUUUGGGGACCACGUCACACGGUCAACAACCCCUUUCAGAUGCCACCUUGCAGUAUGCGGCGGCGUGUCUCACUUGUCACUCAAGUUUCCCCAACAAAAUGUCGCCAGCCGUCAGCCCCUUCGGCUUCUGGCUGCUCUGCAUCGUCGCUGGUGAGGAUCAGCGUCUCGUUGACAGACGUCGGUGAUUAGAUAAGCGCGCAGACCGCAUUGCUUCCAGGAGACGGCGAAGGGGGGCGCCAGACGUCGGACUUGCUGGUCCGAGUCGGCUCGCCCGCCAGCGUGCGCUGCAGCCACGACCUGGGCGGCACGUACUUGCUGAUGUUCUGGUCAUGACAGGAAACAUAUAUUUUUUAAAUGUCUUAUAUACCAUGUCAUUAAAAAUGGCUUGUCAUUUGAUGUAUUUUAAUAAGUUGUAUGGUAGGACAUUGUUUAAACCAUGUUAUUGAAAUGUCAUACAUCAUGUCGAAAAAUGUCCAACAAAUUGUCGUUUUAGUAAAAAAAAAAAAAAAAAUGUCAUUUAGUAAAAAUGUCUUUUAAAAACAAAAAACAAAUGUCUUCUGCUCAUGUCAAUAAAAUCGUGUCCACAA